Molecule: messenger RNA, 1571 nt
Organism: Astyanax mexicanus (Mexican tetra)
Lineage: Eukaryota; Metazoa; Chordata; Actinopteri; Characiformes; Acestrorhamphidae
Gene: lrrc61
Product: leucine rich repeat containing 61
Exons: 9
Coding region: 146-928 (260 amino acids)
Biological process (GO): outer dynein arm assembly
Cellular component (GO): cytoplasm
Molecular function (GO): protein binding
Source: RefSeq, a predicted model, not a curated record
CACACACACUCUGCUGCCGCACCGACUCGGUGAAUGUACGUGCGCGCGCGUGUGCCUGUAGCAGAUGACCGCACAAGCUCCUUUGACUGGUUUUAACGGACAGAAUCCUCAUGUACUGCGAAUGACUUGGUGAAUUUGGUCAGCCAUGGACUCUAAGAGGGAUAAAGAGCAGGAAACGGAGUGUGCAAGGAUCACAAACGGGCUUCUGAAGUCUCGAACAGGAGAAUUUGAUUUAGAAUCCAUUUUAUUUCUCAAACUGAGGAGCCUAGGAAUAUAUGAUCUUGGAUGUAUUGGAGAAUGUAUUAACCUGGAGAGACUGGAUCUUUCUGGGAAUAAUAUCACAAAUCUAUCACAGCUAGCAUCACUCAGACUGCUUGUUGUGCUUAACCUGUCAGCUAACAGGAUUUCUAACUUAGAAGCACUUGGUAGCUGUGAAAGCCUACAGAGUCUCAAUUUGGCUGGCAAUCUUGUAUCCAGCACUGAUAGCCUCCAUGCUUUGAAGUCUUUAAGAAAAUUAGAGAGUAUAAGGUUGAAGGAUAACACCUAUAAUUACUCUAAUCCAGUCUGCAAGAACACCUCAUAUAGAGGCAUCCUGCUUGAAAUGUUCCCAAACAUCAAAGUGUUAGAUGGGGAGAGGGUUGUUGGACGUGGAAGCGAUCUAUACCAACUAUGCAAAGACAUCGACGACACAAUAAAAGGCAUGUAUAAAAAUGGUCAACUUCCAGAAGUGCCAGAUUGUAAGCCUUGGGUAGAUGACGGUUUUUGGGAGAUAAAAAGAUCAAAUAAUGCCAUUGUUGAUGAAGCCUAUAAACAAUUUAAUGAUGUCCUUCAUGAAUGCAGACUGCUGAACAGCAGAGCAGCACAUGCAAUCUCACAAACCGAGAGGACCACUGGCCUCAAGAACCAACCAAAGCAGUACGCUGUUUAAAGUCAGCAGCUCAGCCAUGACAAAUACCAUUGUUGAUUAUUUUCUAUUUUGUAAAAAAACCCAUAUUUGCUACUACACAGCUUUUUCUGAGUGUUUUUUUUAAAGAUCCAUAUGCUUGACAUCACCAGUGCCAGAACUCCUGAAUAUUCAGUGUUGCCUGUAGUAUGCAAGGGUUUAGUUACUGAAACUACACCACUUCUGUCCGUUCUGAUCCUCCAUCCUUGAAAGGAUUAGGCAUAAUAAACCUGGACUCCAUUCAGACUGUCCUCUCAGGAUGCUCAAAAUCAGUCUGUAGACUUUUGCAUCAAUAAACUGUACAAGCUGUUAUUGCUUUUAACAAUGCUGCUAUUUGGACACAGAGUUUUUGUGAAGUACAGCUAAUGCUUUGUCUUUAUUGAUCGUCAUUGAAGUUUUCCCAUGUUGCUCUUGUUUAUUGCAGUGAUUUGGGAGGUGUUUUGGACUUUUUAUUGUAUGCAUUAUAGGAAUUUGCAUAUUGUUUUUGUAACCUUAGUGUAUUUUUGCAUUGUUUUGCUUUUUUACUUUUUUGCUUUGACUGUAUUUAUAGAUUUGUACCACUCCUGAAAUUGAAGUGGCUCAUGCUUUGUAAACUUGCAUUUAAAUGGAUAAAACACACCUACUUGUA